Entrophospora candida is the source of this 130-nucleotide messenger RNA. Lineage: Eukaryota; Fungi; Glomeromycota; Glomeromycetes; Entrophosporales; Entrophosporaceae. The record is from the annotation of a GenBank genome assembly.
GGAGAGAUUCAGUAUGGUAUAACUCUUGCAGAACGUAUGGUAUGGUAUAGCCCAUAUUUUUCCACACGAAAUUUUAUUCUAAAUCCUUUUUUGGUGGGUGUGAAGGGAAGUAUGUUAGAUUUAAGCAUUG